Messenger RNA from Spizellomyces punctatus DAOM BR117, 967 nucleotides. RefSeq lists its product as uncharacterized. The record is from RefSeq and is a predicted model, not a curated record. Lineage: Eukaryota; Fungi; Chytridiomycota; Chytridiomycetes; Spizellomycetales; Spizellomycetaceae. The coding region runs from base 23 to 868 and encodes 281 amino acids. The transcript has 7 exons.
GAAUUCGUUGGGGAGGGCAGACAUGGGCAGCAGGGACACCUCUCGCACACGGCGAGACCGAGGUCGCUCCAUUUCACGCUCGCCAGAGCGACGAUCGUACUCGUCGCGGAGAGAUGAGGACAAGGAUCGUCUACAUAGGCGUAGAUCACCGAGUACUAGUUCUUUGAGCGACGCUGGUCACAAGGAUAAGCGACGACGACGGAAAAGGAGUCGCUCUACGAGCGUGUCGAGCUAUACGAGUAGCAGUGAGACAUCCUCCGACGACGACCGGUCUCGACGGAAGAGAAAACACUCCAAGCAUAAAAAGGAAAAGAAAAAGGAGAAAAAGUCGAAAAAGGACAAGAAAUCGCAAAAGAAAAAGAAAUCAAAGAGCAGUAAGGACAAGACAAAAUCUGGAGCUGUAACCGCACAAUAUGGCGCACAUGGUCUUAUCACUGCCUCCGAUAUGUAUCGAAAGGAAGCAGAGUUUCGUACCUGGCUGGUCGAAGUCAAAAACACCUCCCCCGAAGUCCUGGACAACCAAAAAAUGAAACUGCACUUUGCGGAAUACAUGGAAGACUACAACACUGCAACCCUUCCUCUCAAAUAUUAUGAUCUGGAUCAAUGGGAGCGCCAACAAUUUGUACGCCAAAGAGCAGAAGCUGGGGUUGAAGACACUGGCGAAUUCAAUAUCUUGAACGAUGAAGAACGACUAAAGCAACACAGUAAGGCUCUCCGAGCUGGACGACUCCCAGAGCCGAGUUUCACAAAAGACCAGCUGGCGGAAUUGAAAAAAGUGUCAGAGGAGCGUAUUGCGGCGGAUCGGUUGCGGAAGAUGGGUUAUGUUCCCAAGGAUAGUUUGGGCGUGCGGUAUGAAGAGGCUGAAUGAGGUGGAUGUAAUGCAGAUUGUGUUGUUUGUUCUGGACUUUUUUUUACUCUUCCCGCAUAUAUAUGCUCUAUCUGCGCAUCUUUUGCUCUGUGAUCUGGA